AUGCUCUCCUCCGAUCUGGACUCUGCGGAGGACACGGCGGCCAGUGCUCCCAAUGAUGCUGAGGGAGAGGAGCAGGAGGAGGAGGAGGAGCAGGAGGAGGACUCACCGGCUGAGAGUGAUGUCCUGGAGGAGCAGCGUCCGGUGAACCAGUCUCUGGGUGCUUGUGUCUGCCGGGAGUCCCAUUGGCGCUGCCUGCUGCUCUCUCUGCUCAUGUACAGCUGCCUGGGCGUGGUGGCCUGGUGUCAGCUGACCCAGGUCACCAAAAUCAGCUUCAACACCGCCCUCACCUCAUCCUUCACCGCCUCCUUCACUUCCUCCCUGCGGGGGGCCUCCGGGAUGGGCGUUGGGGGACACUCAAUGAUCUACCACGACAGCCCCUGCUCUGACGGCUACAUCUACAUCCCUCUGGCCUUCCUGCUCAUGCUCUACGUCCUAUACAUGGUGGAGUGCUGGCACUGCAGAGCCAGGAGCGAGCUGCAGAGCAAAGCAGACGUGGACAGCGUGUAUGAGCGCGUGCUGCGGAUGAAACAGGCCCAACCUUGCAUAUGGUGGAAGGCUAUCAGCUACCACUUUGUAAGACGGACCCGGCAGGUCACUCGAUACCGCAACGGGGACGCCUACACCACCACGCAGGUGUACCAUGAGAGAGUGAACACCCAUGUGGCUGAGGGCGAGUUCGACUACAGCCACUGUGGGAUGAAAGAUGUGUCACGUGACCUCAGGGGCUUAGAGGGACAUCCGGCGACUCGGCUGCGCUUCACCAAAUGCUUCAGCUUCACAGAGGCCGGACCAGAAAACGACUACCUCAACCAGAGAGCCAGGUUCUUCUCUGAAAUUGAGGGUUUGGACGACUACAUGGAGGCCAGGGAGGGGAUGCAGCUGAAGAAUGUGGACUUCAGAGAAAACCUGAUAGCCUAUGUGGACCCAGAUAGGAUGCCUUGGUACAGUUCCCAGGUGGCCUUCUGGCUGGCAGCUCUGCUGAUGUUGUCCUGGCCUCUGAGAGUGCUGAUAGAGUACCGCACUGCUUAUGUGCACUACCGCAUAGAGAAACUAUUUGGGUUAGAGUACAGCCACAGCAGCCCCUCUCCUCUAGAUGAAGACAGGCCUUUGGGUAACAACACUGGCUGCGUUAUCCCAAGAGUAGACACACUGGACAGCACCGAGAUGGAGUGGCACAUACGCUGUAACCGUCAGCUGAUCCCCAGCUACUCAGAGGCCAUGCUGAUAAACAUGAGCACAGCAGACUCAAACUCAUUACGAGACACUGACUGCACCUCGUCCUCAAACUGCGUCCUCCUGGACAGCAGCCAGACUGCUCAGAGUUACGGCGCCCUGCAAAGCCAGGAGGACUGCGAGCAAUGCAGGGAGCCAAACGGACGAGGCGAUGCAGGAGGCAGGAGGAGGACCAUCACCAGCUCCAGCUGCUCCUCCAUCUUCUCCUGCCGGGGAGCGCUGCUCCACUCGCACCUCUCCUCGGACACAUCCCGCUUCUCCCUCUGCCGCAUGUACGGCUCCCAUCACACCGUGGCCCUGUGGAGGAGCCGCAGCAGCAACCUGACUGACCCCUGCUGCGUGGACGAGCAGUGCUGCCGGUCGGACUCCAGCCAGCUGGCACUCAGCGACAGUCCACCGACUUAUAGGGACGCUCGGUUCUUUCCCGUGCUGAUUGUGCAUCGGGCUGAGGGGUGUGGGGGUGAAGACGGGAGAGAAGUGAGGCGGUAUUACAUACGGAGAGGGUCGUCCUGUGUGGAGACGGCUCUGUGA
Molecule: messenger RNA, 1764 nt
Organism: Epinephelus moara (kelp grouper)
Lineage: Eukaryota; Metazoa; Chordata; Actinopteri; Perciformes; Serranidae
Product: transmembrane protein 151B
Exons: 2
Coding region: 1-1764 (587 amino acids)
Source: RefSeq, a predicted model, not a curated record